CCAUGUCUCUUCUAAAGCGGUUCAGAGAGGGGGUAGCUGCUGCUCUGUACAUCUCCCCCAGACACGUACACAUCAACAGGCUCAAUGAGAGGAGGAAUGGCAUUGAGCUGUACGUGUCAUCUGAUAGGCCAGGGGCCACGGAGCCCCUCCCAGCAGAGGAAGUUAUCCAAUCACUGAACAUCAACACCCUGCAUCGUAGCCUGGGUCACUUCGGCAUCACAGAGGUCUCCUCGGAGAAGAAUGUGCUACAGGAUCAACAUGAGAGGGACAAUAUUUGGACUAAAGAGGGAGUCUUUGCUGCAGUCAUCUUCCUCACCAUCUUCAUCAUCAUCAUCACCUGUUUGAUGGUCCUCUACCGUCGAAAGGAGAAGGUUGAAUAUUCUGACAGGCAGACCAAAGAGCAGUCCGUGUUCCCCAGCCGCGACCUUCACCUGACCCCUGUCACCGUCCCACCCCCGGUCCCGCUGCACGCCGUCGGAGCCCAGACCCAGCCCCAGGUCCCCUUCUCUAGCAGCAUGGUCCAAGCAGAGCCAGCACCGCCUUCUACACCCACAUCCAUACCUCCACCCAGAGCCUGCCGUCCUCCACCCACCACCCCUGUCCCCAUCCCUGUCUCCAGCUCCAGCUGUGGUCCUCCGCAGCCCCCCCCUGCCCACCAGAAGCCCUGCCUGUCAGCCAGCCCCUCUCCCUUCAGGAUGAAGUCUGCCGCGUGUCUCCAGGAGAGGAGAGGCUCCAACGUCUCCCUGGUGCUGGACAUGUCCUCCCUGGCCUCGGUGGAGCCCCUGAACUGUGGGGUGGUGACCCCCAGAGAGAGGGCCACUCAGGACUACCUGCAGUCAGCCGGCCGGACCCUGUCCAGACAGCAGCUACGAGACGUGGUGCUCAACACACAGACGCUGCACGCAGAGUUCGCUGAAAUCCCAAUGAACUUUGUGGAUCCAAAGGUGAUGGACAUUUCCAGUCAUGGAACCAAAAACAGAUACAAGACAAUACUGCCAAAUCCACAUUCCAGAGUGAUCCUGAGGACCAAGAGCUCCUUCGACCCUCUCAGCAGCUACAUCAACGCCAACUACAUUAGGGGUUACCUAGGCGAUGAGAAGGCCUACAUCGCCACCCAGGGUCCCAUGAUCAACACAGUGAAUGAUUUCUGGCAGAUGGCCUGGCAGGAAGACUGUCCUGUCAUCAUCAUGAUCACCAAGCUCAGGGAAAAGAACGAGAAAUGUGUUCUGUACUGGCCAGAGAGGCGUGGUAUCUAUGGCAAGGUGGAGGUGCUCAUUAACAACGUGACAGAGUGUGACAACUACACCUGUCGGACCCUCAACCUGAAGCAAGGGGCCCAGAGUCGUGUGGUGAAGCACUACUGGUACACAUCGUGGCCGGACCAUAAGACCCCAGACAGCGCCCAGCCCCUGCUCCAGCUGAUGAGAGACGUGGAGGAGGACAGGACGGGCUCCCCAUCGCAGGGACCCGUCAUCGUACACUGCAGCGCAGGGAUUGGACGAACGGGCUGCUUCAUCGCCACAACGAUAGGCUGUCGUCAGUUGGAGAUGGAGGGAGUGGUGGAUGUGCUGGGGAUUGUGUGUCAGCUCAGAGCGGACAGAGGAGGUCUGAUCCAGACAGGGGAGCAGUACGAGUUUGUCCACCACGCCUUGAGCCUCUUCGAGACCCGCCUCUCCGCCGACACCGGCCAAUGAACAGAGGCCAGGAAGUUUUCGUUAAAACAUGCCAGGUUUUUCCAGGAAGUGGAUUUUAAUUCCCCCUAGCGGGAAGGACCUAUCUUACCUGGUGACAGUGAGGUCAUGUGACUAAUGAGGAAGUGGAUGUUCGGGUGACGAUUGGAUGGUAGAUGUCCUUGUGGGCUUUGUCUUUGUGGACAUGUAUGGACAGCCUGGACUGCUAUUGGCUGAUUGAUUGAGUCUCCUUACAGAGAGAGAGAUGGAGGUGUGGACAGGUGAUUAUGUCUCUGAAUGUAAUGUAUCCUUUCUUCUCUUCCUCUCUUUCCUCCUCCUCUUCUUCUUCUUCUUCUUCUACUACUUCCUGUCAUUCGUGAGCAGCUCUGCUUCUGAAAACGUUGUUGUGAGCAACCUGCCUCUGUCCAAUCAAACUCUCUGAUACUGCAGCUCUGUCCAAUCAGAUUGCCUGAUAUUGAUUCUGUAGUAUACCUACACUCUGACCUCUUACUACUAUGUGCUACAGUAGAUGGGCAGGUAGUCUGUGGUCCUUGAAUCGUCCAUGGUGUUUCUAUUAAAAAGCAAAAGGUACGUUGUCGAAAUGAAUAGCACUUGUCUUUGUGACUUUACUAGGAUAUAUUUGAAUUGUGAUUAUUUGUUUAUUUUUUAAACUAUGUGCUGUUCCACAAAGGGUAUUAUUCUGAAGACUGUUAUAUUCCAUUGGAGGUUGGCUUUUCUCUCAGUAACACACUAGAAGCUGCCCCUCGGCCAUAUACUGUACCUCUACUAGCAUGUUGAUCAUCCAUUGAAAGAUCAGUGUAUGAAAGGUGAGGGAACGAUUGGGCCUGUCUGCACGGUACUACACAUCAAAAGGUCUUUACACUAUGGGGAUGGCCAUUAUACACACUGAAUUGGAAGCAAAUAAUCAACAUAAAAAGCCAGCCGACACGCGGCCCUUCAGGAAUUGAGUUUGGCAGCCCCCUGCUAUAGGCCAUCCUAUAGAUCUACCUUAUUCACAGAGAACUGUCAUGGCCGCCGUGUGAUCCAAUGUUCCAUACCAAAGCUCUCUGUUAUCAGGUGCCGUGUGAUCUACGCUGGCUCUGAAACGACAUUUCAUCAGUAAAUCUUAAUAACAAAACCUUUUUCUUUUCAGAAUAUCAUUUAUUUUCCAUUUCUUAGCUUUCAAAUCCAUCCUCAGGUAUAUUGUGUUGACCAUUAAAGGCCCAGUGCAGUCAAAAACAUGAUUUCCACCCCCCCCCUGUGUUUUAUAUAUAUACACAUACUAUGAUGUUGGAAUAAGGCAGUUAAUUGAAAUAGAGAUAAAAACGGCUGCGUUGGGCCUUUAAGCAUCACAGAUAUAUGACAACUUUCUUUACCAAAAUGUAAACGUUUGCGUUUAAAUGACAUGUCAUGUUAUGUUUAAUUGUUGAUCAUAUAGAUUCAAUUAUAGUAAUAAUAAUUAUUUUUAGUUUUAUACAAUAUUAAGAUAAUGUUUUGCUGUGUAACAGUAAACUCAUGAUCGUUUGGUACUUUUAGACAUGAUGUUUUCUCUGUAUGACUGAAUGGUAUAGAUUCCCACACACUUUUACCUCUGGAACAAAACCAUUAUUACAAAGAUAAUGUCAAUCAGACACUUAUAAAAACAAAUUGUCUGGAUUAUCUGACCCUGAUUUCAAACUCUGAUAUACUGUAGCUUCUAAAUGCCGAACACAUACAGUUGAAGUCAGAAGUUUACUUACACCUGAGCCAAAUACAUUUAAACUCAGUUUUUCACAAUUCCUGACAUUUAAUCCCAGUAAAAAAUUCCAUGACUUAGGUCAGUUAGGAUCACCACUUUAUUUUAAGAAUGUGGAAUGUCAGAAUAAUAGUGGAGAGAAUCAUUUAUUUCAGCUUUUAUUUCUUUCAACACAUUCCCAGUGGGUCAGAAGUUUACAGACACUCAAUUAGUAUUUGGUAGCAUUGCCUUUAAAUUGUUUAACUUGGGUCAAACGUUUCAGGUAGCCUUCCACAAGCUUCCCACAAUAAGUUGGGUGAAUUUUGGCCCAUUCCUCCUUACAGAGCUGGUAUAACUGAGUCAGGUUACACCUAGGUAAAGCCUCCUUGCUCGCACAUGCUUUUUCAGAAUCUGCCCACAAAUUGUCUAUAGGAUUGAGGUCGGGGCUUUGUGAUGGCCACUCCAAUACCUUGACUUUGUUGUCCUUAAGCCAUUUUGCCACAACUUUGGAAGUAUGCUUGGGGUCAUUGUCCAUUUGGAAGACCCAUUUGCGACCAAGCUUUAACUUCCUGACUGAUGUCUUGAGAUGUUGCUUCAAUAUAUCCACAUAAUAUUCCUACCUCAUGAUGCCAUCUAUUUUGUAAAGUGCACCAGUCCCUCCUGCAGCAAAGCACCCCCACAACAUGAUGCUGCCACCCCCUGUGCUUCUCGGUUGGGAUGGUGUUCUUUGGUUUGCAAGCCUCCCCCUUUUUCCUCCAAACAUAACGAUGGUCGUUAUGGCCAAACAGUUCUAUUUUUGUUUCAUCAGACCAGAGGACAUUCUCCAAAAAGUACGAUCUUUGUCCCAAUGUGCAGUUGCAAACUGUAGUCUGGCUUUUUUUAUGGCGAUUUUGGAGCAGUGGCAUCUUCCUUGCUGAGCAGCCUUUCAUGUUAUGUUGAUAUAGGACUCGUUUUACUGUGGAAAUAGAUACUUUUGUACCUGUUUCCUCCAGCAUCUUCACAAGGUCCUUUGCUGUUGUUCUGGGAUUGAUUUGCACUUUUUGCACCAAAGUACAUUCAUCUCUAGGAGACAGAACGUGUGUCCUUCCUGAGCGGUAUGAUGGCUGCGUGGUCCCAUGGUGUUUAUACUUGCAUACUAUUGUUUGUACAGAUGAACGUGGUAUCUUCAGGUGUUUGUAAAUUGCUCCCAAGGAUGAACCAGACUUGUGGAGGUCUACAAAUUUUUUCUGAGGUCUUGGCUGAUUUAUUUUGAUUUUCCCAUGAUGUCAAGCAAAGAGGCAUGGAGUUUCAAGGUACGCCUUGAAAUACGUCCACAGGUACACCUCCAAUUGACUCACAUGAUGUCAAUUAGCCUAUCAGAAGCUUCUAAAGCCAUGACAUCAUUUUCUGAAAUUGUCCAAGCUGUUUCAAGGCACAGUCAACAUAGUGUAUGUAAACUUCUGACUCACUGGAAUUGUGAUACAGUGAAUUAUAAGUGAAAUAAUCUGUCUAAACAAUUGUUGGAAAAAAUUACUUGUGUCAUGCACAAAGUAGAUGUCCUAACCGACCAAAAAUAUAUAUUACCAAGAAAUUUGUGGAGUGGUUGAAAAAUUACUUUUAAUGACUCCAACAACCUAAGUGUAUGUAAACUUCCGACUUCAACUGUAGAUUGGACAUGACUCCCUUCAAACUUUUCUGGUAAUUCCUAAAAAAUCUGAAGUGUGUUGCACAAUUACUAGCUUGGAAUCUAUCCUGACUAGUGCUCCAUUUCACUAUGGUCUCACUAGUGAAGCAGAGUGGUAUUCAGGGUGGACUCUAGACAAAACAAAUACCCCUCCCUGCUCCUUCCUCUUCAAACAAGACAUCCUUGAGGUCAUUUCCUUAACUCCACCAGGGUUUCUAACUCAACAAGACGAUUCCCACAAACAGCCAAAGUUCUUCUCGUGAAAGCUGCUUGCCCAUACAGAUCCUGAUUUAGAAUAGUUUAGUAGCCUGGAACCUCAAACUGAAUAUAUCACUAUUUCACUGAAACAGUAGGGAAGCAGAGUAAUGUGUGUUCCGGGCUCGGGUUUUAGUGAUCAAUAGCCGGACAUUAUGCUUCUCUUCAUGUACAUUAUAUUCAUAGGUUGCAAGUUUGAUCACAAUAUUGUUUUAAACGUUCAUGUUGGACUGAUGCCCGACUGAGCAUUUUGCUAAAUGCAUCGUCAAUGAGCGCUGAUGAAGAUUUCAUCAAAAAUCGCAUUACAGUGGAUUGGAAAUACAAUGAAAUUCAAAAUGAGGCAAAUCAUUUGUAGGAAAACGUUGAAUGUCGCCAGAUUGACUUUCACUAGCUCGCUAAAAUUGAGGGGAGGCCACCGGAUUUUAGCUAGCUAACGUUAGCAUUGCUAGCUAUUUUCGACGAACUUUACAAGCUACUGACAACAUUAGACAUGGCAAAGUAAAUUUGAAGACAUGAUAAUGCUGGCAUUAAGUUGUUUCCCACUAAAUAUGUGACUACUUUUACAAUGUCAUCGUAUUUCCAUGCACUGUAGUGUAAUUUUGACGAAACAGUAGUUAGCCUCCGUCCAGAAUGCCUCCGGUAGAGGGCGGCUUGACGACGUUCAUAACAAUGGCAUGACACGCCCGAGUGAUGGAGGUGCAAGUCAUGAAUAUGCAUGAUGGAGGAAUUUAUAUACACUACAUCUGAAAGUGCUGUUAAACAUCAUGUGGUCGGGCAUAUCUAUAAGGACCAUUAAACAUAUUGUGGUCAGGCAUAUCUAUAAGGACCAUUAAACAUAUUGUGGACAGGCAUAUCUAUAAGGACCAUUAAACAUAUUGUGGACAGGCAUAUCUAUAAGGACCAUUAAACAUCAUGUGGUCAGGCAUAUCUAUAAGGACCAUUAAACAUAUUGUGGUCAGGCAUAUCUAUAAGGACCAUUAAACAUCAUGUGGUCAGGCAUAUCUAUAAGGACCAUUAAACAUAUUGUGGUCAGGCAUAUCUAUAAGGACCAUUAAACAUAAUGUGGUCAGGCAUAUCUAUAAGGACCAUUAAACAUAUUGUGGUCAGGCAUAUCUAUAAGGACCAUUAAACAUAAUGUGGACAGGCAUAUCUAUAAGGACCAUUAAACAUCAUGUGGUCAGGCAUAUCUAUAAGGACCAUUAAACAUAAUGUGGUCAGGCAUAUCUAUAAGGACCAUUAAACAUAAUGUGGACAGGCAUAUCUAUAAGGACCAUUAAACAUCAUGUGGUCAGGCAUAUCUAUAAGGACCAUUAAACAUCAUGUGGUCAGGCAUAUCUAUAAGGACCACAUAGGAAUCUAUCUUGCUGCUGAAAAUGUGCAAGUGUUCGACCAAGGAGGAUACAGAUGGUUGUUUGUUGUGCGACAAUGAUUUGAGAAACAUUUCACUUUUUCUAUGUACUUAUGGAUGAUUUUUGUAUUAUUAUUUGUGAUUAACAAAGAAAAAAGGUUUUGAAUACAUGAAACGUUAACCGUCCGUGCAUAUUGUUUACUGUUAGUAGAGUUGUAUCCAUCCACUAUGUGGGCUUAAUGGCCAUAUUAGCCAGGAGGACAAAGGGUCUGCGUUCCAAAUGGGGCCCUAGAGCCUUUAAAGUGCACUACAUUUGACCAGGCCCAUAGUUCACUACUUGUGAUCAGAGCUCUAUCUCGAGAAGAGGGUGGCGUUUAGGACUCAGGCCUAUGAGUUCUUCCCUGAUGUACUACUAAUGGACUUGAACGUUGUGAUUCGUUCUCUCCUUGUCCGACAUAAUAACCACAGUAGUAACUAUGUAUAUAUCUGAUAUAAGCUGUACAUAUUGUAUGUAUGCUUUAAUGAAAUGUACGUGUUUGGAGGGCAGCACAAGGAGAGGUGCAGGCCUUAAACAGCUGUUUGUGUUGUUCCUACUACUGAGGGGAAAAGGGGGUUUUAUCUUCUACUGUACGACUGGACAUCUGUUCACUGAAUACUCGCUGGUGCGGAGGAAAUAUGUUGCCAUUAAUCUGUAUUCCAACUCUUGUAGUGUUUAUUCAAAAAAACAACAGACCAAAACUAAAAUCUAAAACUUAGCUAAAACUAAAACAGUGUGUUGAGUAAUUGUUUUGGUGGUUUACUGAGGGUUUAGUACUGAAGCCAUGCUAUGAACUUAAGACAGCUCUGAAGUGUUCUGUGGACUAUAUUACUGUACUGCACAAGGAAUAUUCCUGGAUGUUACUCUACUACCCUGUGUUGUGCAGAGUUGUACUACGUUGGGAGUACAACGUUGUACUACCUUGAGAGUACUACGUUGAGAGUUGUACUACCUUGAGAGUACUACAUUGUACUACCUUGAGAGUACUACGUUGAGAGUUGUACUACCUUGAGAGUACUACGCUGAGAGUUGUACUACCUUGAGAGUACUACGUUGAGAGUUGUACUACCUUGAGAGUACUACGUUGUACUACCUUGAGAAUACUACGUUGAGAGUUGUACUACCUUGAGAGUACUACGUUGAGAGUUGUACUACCUUGAGAGUACUACGUUGUAUUACCUUGAGAGUACUACGUUGAGAGUUGUACUACCUUGAGAGUACUACAUUGUACUACCUUGAGAGUACUACAUUGAGAGUUGUACUAACUUGAGAGUACUACAUUGUACUACCUUGAGAGUACUGCGUUGAGAGUUGUACUACCUUGAGAAUACUACGUUGAGAGGUGUACUACCUUGAGAGUACUACGUUGAGAGUUGUACUACCUUGGCUAGACAGUUAACGGCUUGAAGAUGCCACUAAACUGCCCUGUACCUAAACAGAAAAUGAUACUGUACCUAUUGAAACUGCUGAUACUGUACCUACUGUAAGACGUUGACUUUAUAGUCCCUACUGCCAAUAAAGAGAAACUGUUUCGAACUAUCA
Oncorhynchus masou masou (cherry salmon) is the source of this 8229-nucleotide messenger RNA. RefSeq names its product receptor-type tyrosine-protein phosphatase R-like. NCBI's taxonomy places the organism in Eukaryota, Metazoa, Chordata, Actinopteri, Salmoniformes, Salmonidae. Gene Ontology annotation, molecular function: protein kinase binding; protein tyrosine phosphatase activity. Gene Ontology annotation, cellular component: plasma membrane; cell junction; cytosol. Gene Ontology annotation, biological process: peptidyl-tyrosine dephosphorylation; signal transduction. Bases 3 to 1694 code for a protein of 563 amino acids. The transcript is spliced from 12 exons. The record is from RefSeq and is a predicted model, not a curated record.